This is a messenger RNA of Alternaria atra, 4758 nucleotides long. RefSeq lists its product as uncharacterized. NCBI's taxonomy places the organism in Eukaryota, Fungi, Ascomycota, Dothideomycetes, Pleosporales, Pleosporaceae. The coding region runs from base 1 to 4758 and encodes 1585 amino acids. Gene Ontology annotation, biological process: siRNA processing. The record is from RefSeq and is a predicted model, not a curated record. Gene Ontology annotation, cellular component: cytoplasm; nucleus; RISC complex. The transcript has 5 exons. Gene Ontology annotation, molecular function: RNA binding; ribonuclease III activity; DNA binding.
AUGAAAGGUGUCGCCUCAAGCACAUCGUGGGUAACGAUCGAGGAGGAACAGGAAGACUACUUCUCAUUCGAGGAGACAUCAGCAUCUUCUGAUUCCGAGGAUGAUGGAAACUCAUUCACAGAGGCGAAACAACAAGAUAAGGAUGAAGACUCAGAUGUUGACGCUGACAUUGCGCGCGCCCACGGCCCGAAAACAACCUCGGAGAGGCGCAGAGCGCAGAACGAGGUCUUGAGGGCCUUUGCUGCUAACAUCAGCUCGCACUUGACACAGAAAGAAGUUGACGAUGCUGCGGCAAAGACCGCCAACGAAGAGCAGCUUUCAAUCCGCGAUAUUCUGGCAAAACAAGAGGGCACAUCCCGCAUCACGAAUCCACGCGACUAUCAAAUUGAACUAUUCCAAAGAGCCAAGAGCGAGAAUGUGAUAGCGGUUCUAGACACUGGUUCCGGCAAGACUCACAUCGCAACUCUUCUUCUACAACAUAUUCUAGAUGGCGAACUUGAACACCGGGCCGCAGGCGGCAUCCCCAAGAUCGCGUUCUUCUUGGUAGACUCGGUCAACCUCGUUUUUCAACAAGCAAACGUCUUGCGCUGUGGUCUUGACCAGACCGUGGAGGGAAUAUGUGGCGCCAUGGGUACAUCACUAUGGUCAAAAUCCACCUGGGAGAGUCACUUUCACAGUAACAUGGUGAUAGUAUGUACCGCUGAGGUCCUCGUGCAAUGUAUGAUGCACUCCUUCAUCACCAUGGCUCAGGUCAAUAUCCUCAUCUUCGACGAAGCCCACCAUGCGAAGAGCAAUCAUCCUUAUGCCCGUCUGAUGAAGGAUUACUACGUACACGAAUUGGAGCUCUCCAAUCGGCCUCGGAUCUUUGGCAUGACAGCUUCUCCGAUCGAUACAAGAGGACUAUCGGUCGAUCAUAUCAGAGAUGUUGCAAACGGCCUGGAGAACCUACUUCAUUCUAAGAUCGUCACUACGUCCGAGAGCGUUCUCGCGUCGAACAGUAUCAGCAGGCCUAUCGAGGAGAUAGCAGUAUAUGCACGACUACAGGACGAAUAUGAGACACCUCUCCACCAAAAGAUCAGAGCCAAGUUUGGGGAUAUGUCGGCGUUCAAGAAAUUGUUCGUAGCAUCUAAGCACCAUGGUUCCGAGCUAGGGCGUUGGGCUUCCGACAUGUAUUGGUCUUUUGCUUUCACUGAUGAGCAGAGUCGCAAGCUCGAAGAUCGUGAGCACUUCAAGCAUAACAAGGCUAAGCAUGAUGACGCCACGCAGGAAUGGGACGCUAAAUCUAAACGCUUGCAGGAGGCAGCCGCAUUCGUGCAGCAGCUCGACUUCGGUUUGUGCGCCAUCAGUGAUCAAGACCUGAGUUCCAAAGUUCUGAAACUUCGUCAAUGGCUCAAUCUAUACUACGAGCGCGAUGAUCAAGCUCGUUGCAUCAUCUUCGUUACUCAGCGACACACCGCUCGGCUGCUUCAGCUCAUCUUCUCCCAGAUUGGUGGACCAAACCUCCGUUGCAGCGUUCUUGUUGGCGUCAACAAUCGUGUGGGCGAGCACAACAUCUCUCUACGAAACCAGAUCCUAACAGUCGCCAAAUUCCGUCGCGGUGAACUCAACUGCCUGUUUGCUACGUCUGUAGCAGAGGAGGGUCUGGAUAUCCCACAAUGCAACCUCGUCGUACGGUUUGACCUCUAUCGCACUAUGAUAGCAUACGUGCAGUCUCGGGGUCGAGCACGGCAUCGAAAUUCCAGAUACCUUCAUAUGGUCGAGGACGGCAACGAGGAUCAUAAAGGUUGGGUUUUUGAUGUCAAAAGCGACGAAAACAUCAUGCGGAAAUUUUGCAAUGCUCUUCCCCAGGAUCGUCAAAUCGGCGGAAAUGAUGUUGACUUGUUAUCAUUCGAAGACAAGAUGUACCCGAGCUUUGUCACAAAGCCUGGUGCAAAGCUCACUUAUCGCUCGAGCUUGUCUAUCCUCAACCACUUUGUAGCUACACUACCCGGACCCGACAGACAAACUAUGCUUCAGCCUACCUAUGUCAUCAGCCCUGAGGUUAACUACGAUGUCUCUGAUCCGCAGCGAAGGGGUUUCGUUUGUGAGGUAAUGUUACCGGAGCAUUCGCCUGUGAUCUCGGUCACUGGUGACAUUCAGGGCAAGAAAGCAAUUGCGAAAUGUUCAGCCGCUUUCAAGGCGUGUCUCAAGCUAUACAAUAAAGGCUAUCUGGACGAUAACCUACUCCCCACGACCUACAAAAGUUUGCCAGCUGGAAGGAAUGCACUACUAGCACUCAGCGAGAAAAAGAAGGGCAUGUACUCCAUGUUGAUCAAGCCAGAGUUCUGGAAGGUGGGACGAGGAGGCAUCCCUGCGUACCUAUAUCUCACCAUCAUCGACCUCGACACUGGUUUGGAUCGACCUCAUCAACCCAUGGGACUGCUCACUCGCAAUCCUUUCCCGCAAAUGCCGAACUUCCCUAUUUACCUUAAUGAUGGCAGGCCCUCUUAUGUCGUGUCCCAGUCUUCUCGAACUUCGCUACCUGUGUCAGCGAAGACAAUAGAGGUCCUCACAGGUUUCACUUUGCGUAUAUACGAGGAUAUUUACAACAAGAAGUAUGAGAAUGAUGUCCAAAGGAUAUCUUAUUGGAUUGUGCCGGUACUCUCUGCCCAGAUGUCCUCUCUGCCAUUCAUUACCGCCCUCGAUCAGAUUUUGGACAUGGAUCAGAUUCGCAAAGUCUACGACGAGCCUACGUGGAGAUGGACAACCGAUACUAAGCCUGAGGACUUACUUGGUCGGUACUUUGUGGACCCUAUGAACGGAGGUCGACGCUACUACUCAAACCACCUUGCCACACAGCUCAAACCACAAGAUCCAGUCCCAAAGAGUCUACCUCGCAGUGGACACAAGUUUAUGGACAGCAUCCUUGACUACAGUGACAGUAAGUGGGCAAAGAGCAGGGAUAUCAGUAGGUGGAAUCAAUCGCAGCCGGUUCUUGAGGUCGAAAAGAUCCCAUUCCGUCGGAAUCACCUUGCAUGCGUCGAUGAUAAAGAGAAGGGUGAGCUCGAUGACCCCAAGACAUACAUCUGUCCCGAGCCCCUGCACAUCUCCAACCUCGAAACGCCCUUCGUAGUCAUGUGCUACGUCCUACCGGCCAUCAUCCAUCGCUUCGAGAGUUACCUCAUUGCUUUGGACGCCUGCAAAGUUCUGGAUCUCAAUAUCAGUCCGGCGCUUGCCUUGGAAGCUUUGACUAAAGACUCUGACAACUCUGAAGAGCAUGGCGAUGAGAAAAUCAACUUCAAGAGCGGAAUGGGUCCGAAUUAUGAACGUCUUGAGUUUCUAGGGGAUUGCUUCCUCAAGAUGGCUACGUCUCUUUCGGUAUUCGUCCAGCAGCCAGAUGAGAACGAGUUCGAGUUUCACGUCCGUCGCAUGGAAAUGCUAUGCAACAAAAAUCUGAUGGAGACUGCGGUGGGCAAAAAGAAAGUGGUCUCUGCAGACGGAACUGAGCGCGAUAUUCAGCUCUACAGCUAUAUCCGUACGGAUACUUUCUCACGGCGCACAUGGUACCCUGAGGGGCUCAAGCUUCUCAAGGGUAAGGGCUUGAAUAAGUCCGAGGACGACUGGCUUAAACUCACGCAUAACCUUGGUGAUAAGAGUGUAGCGGACGUUUGCGAGGCCUUUAUCGGUGCUGCUUUCCAGCAACAUUAUAAGGGUGGACCAUGGAAUCCCAAUGACUGGGAUGAAGCCGUCAAAGCUGUCAAGCUCUUCGCCAACAGUCAAGACCAUAUAAUGUCGAAGUGGUCGGACUACUAUGACGCAUACCAGAAGCCUAAGUACCAAGUCGCAGACGCCACCGCGGCGAUGCUUGAUACCGCUCGCAAGGUUGGACUGAAGCACCCGCAUCACUUCAAAUAUCCUCGGCUUCUCCGAUCAGCAUUCGCUCACCCUUCGUACCCAUACAUGUAUGAGAACAUACCGAACUAUCAGCGCCUCGAGUUCCUAGGCGAUUCGCUUCUGGACAUGGCUUUCAUCAUGCAUCUCUACUACAAGUAUCCGGACAAGGACCCCCAGUGGCUCACCGAGCACAAGACGCCCAUGGUAUCCAACAAAUUCCUAGGCGCCGUGUGUGUCAAGCUAGGUUGGCAUGUCCACAUCAAGCAGAAUACUGCUAUUCUGAGCGCCCAGAUCCGCGACUACGUUUUGGAAGCCGAAGUAGCAGAGGAGGAAGCGAGUGGUGCUGUCGACUAUUGGGUCACCAUAAGCGAACCGCCCAAAUGCCUGGCCGAUGUGAUCGAAGCAUAUACUGCAGCCAUCUUCGUUGAUGCGGAGUUUGACUUCAGCGUCGUACAGGACUUUUUCGACAUGCAUCUCAAGCCCUUCUUUGAGGACAUGACACUCAGCUCCUACGAGAACUUCGCUUCCAACCAUCCAACCACACGUUUGAGUCGCCUCCUCUCUAUUGCCUUCGGCUGCAGCGAGUGGCGCAUGGCCGCUAUGGAGACGGACACAUUAAUCCCUGGUAAAGGCAAGGCCAUCGCUGCUAUGAUCAUGAUCCAUGGGAAGGUGGUCUUUCACACCCUGGGUCAGAGCGGAAGGUAUGCGCGUGUCAGAGCUAGUCAUGCAGCACUGGAGAAGCUAGAUGGGCUCUCGCCUUAUGAGUUCCGGAAAAAGUACGGCUGCGACUGCGUGUACGAGGGAGAGGGCGUAGGUGAGCAGGAUGAAGCGGUGCUCAAGGCGAAGGAGGAGCGGAUGAAGGAAGCUACGGGUCUGAGCAUCUAG